AUGGAAAAUGAAUCAAGGCCGAAUAGUAGCUCUUCAAGCGGAGAUUUCAGCUCUCGCAAUACAUCAUCAUCAAAAUCCUCGGUGACCGAUGAUGUUUAUGGUCUUUGUAAAGAAUGUGGGUCGCCAAAAACCAGUGCAGAAUGGUGUAGGAAAUGUAAUUCCGAACGAUUUCGUAAUAGUUUUCAUUCUUGGACCAGUGGAAACAAGGACAUUGACAACGUCAUAUCAACUACACAAUUGACGGCCAUUGGAUGCAGUCAGGUGUUAGAAUGGAUACCUUGGAAAAGGUUUCUAAACAUUAGACAAGCGGGAUUAGGUAGAUUUGGAACAGCAUACACAGUCACCUGGCUAGACGGCUAUAUAACUCAUUGGAAUAAUGACAAAAAGACCUGGGGAAGGUGUGAUUCCGGAAAAAAAUUUAUCGUUAAAGUUCUGCAAAAUUCUUCAAAUAACUUCUCCAAUUUUCUCAAUGAGCUACUGGCCCACAAAAAUGGUCGAAAUGGAUUAAUUAGGUGCUACGGAAUUACUCAACACCCUACAACCUUAGAUUACGCAUUGGUAAUUAGGUGCGUUGAGGAGGAUUUGAAAAUUCAUUUAUACAAAAACCAACCUUUCCCAGAAUAUGAUUGGAAAACGAAGCUAGAAAUCAUAGCAGACAUAGCCUUGGUUCUUCAUAGGAUACACGAGUCAGGGUCAGUUCACGGAUGUCUUCACACUGGAAAUAUAAAAAGGCAGAUGAAUUCAACUUUAAUAACAGAGUUAAACAUGGUCGAUGACUCACCAACCCUAUCACAUUCCAAUGGUGUCUAUGGUGUGCUUCCUUAUAUCGCCCCAGAGAUAUUGCGCGGAGGUACUUUUACAAAGGCUGCCGACGUGUAUAGCCUUGGUGUGAUGAUGUGGGAGGUGGCAACGCAACGACCGCCAUUUGACCUUUGUGCUCACGACAAAAUGUUGGCACAAAGAAUUUGUUGUGGUUUAAGGCCUCAUAUCAGUAAUAAAAUACCGAAAUCUUUGGCAAAGUUGAUUAAACGAUGUUGGGAUGCAAUCCCCGAGAAUCGUCCCGAAUCUGAGGAGAUCUAUAUUUGGGUUCAAUGGUGGCUCGACUUAGUGUGUAGUGGCACUCCUUCAGACAUUGCAGUAGAAUUCUGUAUUGAUAAUGAAGAAAAAAAAGAGAUGAAUGGAAUCACGUGGAUACAUCCAGAGGCAAUAUAUUAUAAGCGAUAUUUGGAUUUCUCGAGUUUACCGGAACCAGAAAAUUUUUCGCCCGAUACAUACCAUCAUAUGGUUUCAUUUUGUGCGAGAAUUCAUCAUUCCGACAAUCUCGAUUGCCAUGUAGAACCAGAUGUCAAAGAUAUUAACGAUAUUAUGUCACUAUUUACAAGACGUCCUUCAGUGUAUAUAGAAGAAGGUAUUACAGUUACUAACCACGUCUUGACUCCAACGAAUCAUUGUUCGAAAGAAGAUCCUCUUACCGAAUUCAAAAUGCCCGGCGCAUAUAAUGGUAAUAAUGGUGAAGUUUUAGCAUCUUGGCAAG
Messenger RNA from Acaulospora morrowiae, 1534 nucleotides. NCBI's taxonomy places the organism in Eukaryota, Fungi, Glomeromycota, Glomeromycetes, Diversisporales, Acaulosporaceae. The record is from the annotation of a GenBank genome assembly.